GCGAUUAAGUGUUUCUACGCAUGAGUUUAGCUAGCCAACGUCGACAUGACAUCGUCUACCAGUGUGAUUUGGGAUUUCUAUUGGAGAAUCAUACUGUACUAACUUUGGCUAUAUCGUAAACAUAGAACCAAAAAAAUGGCGGAAGCACCUCCAUGGCCCAGCCGGUUUUUCUGUCACAGAUGUUCGGAAGAGAUCAGCCCUCGUCUCCCCGAUUACACAUGUCCUCGGUGUGAAUCUGGCUUUAUCGAGGAACUGCUGGAGGAGAGACGCAGUGAAAAUGGGUCCACAUCCACCAUCUCCAGUGGUGACCAGAACCAACAUCCAUUUGAGAAUGUGGACCCUUCAAAUAUAUUUACGUUCCCCUCGGGUUACGGCCAGUUUGCUAUGGGUGUCUUUGACGACUCCUUUGACUUCGGAGCGGGGCUGGGAGGAGCUGGGUUGGGAGGAGCAGGGCUAGGAGGAGCUGGGUUGGGAGGAGCAGGGCUAGGAGGAGCUGGGUUGGGAACAGAGGACAACCGCGACGCAGAGAAUCGUCGAGAACGGGAGAUGGCAUCACGGCAGCGAUACGGCGCCAGGCAACCUCGCGGUCGCCAUGGCGUCAGGAGGCAGGCAGGGAGACCGGAGGGAGUGCCCACUUUAGAGGGAAUCAUUCAGCAGCUAGUGAAUGGAAUAAUCGCCCCUGCGGCAGUGCCAAAUAUUGGUGUGGGACCCUGGGGCGUGCUUCACUCAAACCCCAUGGAUUACGCCUGGGGUGCCAACGGACUAGAUGCAAUCAUUACACAGUUAUUAAAUCAGUUUGAGAACACUGGCCCUCCGCCAGCUGAUGGGGACAAAAUCAUGAGCCUUCCCACAGUCCUAAUCACACAGGAGCAUGUAGGCUCUGGUCUAGAAUGUCCAGUGUGUAAAGAAGACUACAGUGCUGGAGAAAACGUUAGGCAACUUCCAUGUAAUCAUUUGUUUCACAAUGAUUGCAUAGUACCCUGGCUUGAACAGCACGACACAUGUCCAGUGUGCAGGAAAAGCUUAAGUGGACUGAACACAGCCAUGAAUCCUCCAGGUCUAUCAGGGAUGAACUUUGCCUCUUCCUCUGCACCCCCGUCCUCCAGCUCAACCAGCAAUGAGAACUCGGCCAACAACUCCUAAAAAAACAUUUCCCUUCCCACACAACCCAGUGAACUGCCCCUCCUCAGCCAGUUGGGUACCAGUCUCACCCUGUCAAGGGGAGCUGAGAGCAACCACCCAGUCUCCUCCUCACCUGGAUCACUGCCUCACACUGGACCGGAGCCAGCAGGAAUCCAAUUAAAUUAAAGUCAGUAUGUUUCUGCCCCAACCGAGGCUCUCCUCAAGCCUUCAGGAAUGUUGCUUCUUGCUGCGUGGAAGGAUGGAUUCGGCCCUCUGCCUGGGGAAGAUAUGGAGGAUAGGAACAUUAGGAGGGUCACUCUCUGGAUAACCUCAACAUGCAACAACAGAACAAGCCAGUUAGUCCUUCAUUCUGAGGGGAGACUGGGGGAGAGAUCUUUCUGGUCUUCUCUCACCAAGUCGGUUGUUUUUUUUAAAUAUUUUUUUUGACAUGUUUUAUGAGCAUUCAUAUUUGUAUUGCUAAAGUUCUUAAAUGAAAACUUUCAGGAGGAAAGGAGGCUGAGUAUAGGAUGUAUACUUGGUUUGGAUUCUGCAGCUAUUUUUUCCAUGGAUUGGAAACAUCUAUCAAAUUUGAAGUGUUUUUCUCAAACAGAAAAGCGUUUACCCUUCAUACAAUGUACUUUUACAUUGAAUGAACCAACCCCCAAUCAUUUUCUUAUUGACUGAAGUUGUAUGUGCACCAUUGUUUUGCCCUUUGAAUUAAGAAACAAACUACAUUUGGCUAUGUGUUUUUUGGAGAACUGACUUGGGUGCUGGAUUAAGUCAAAGGUUACUACAUUCCUCUUUGUAACGACAGAGGUAAAGAUCCAGUAGUUAACCUGCUAGACAGAUUCUAACAGCAUUUUCUCAUCCGAUCAUACAUAAUCAGCAAGUUUCAGUGAAUUGGUUUUUUUCAAUUUUUUAUUUUUUUAAAAUUCUAAGUGAAUUCAAUGUUUUUGUACAAUUCACAGUAGACCAGUGAAAUAUAUAGAUUUGCAGAUCAUGUAAAACCCUGAACAAGACAUGAACUGAUGAGAAAAUAAAGAUGUUUAGGUGCUACCACUGUAAUACAAAAUGUCUGUUAUGUGGUGGGCCGUAGUAAGC
Molecule: messenger RNA, 2223 nt
Organism: Oncorhynchus mykiss (rainbow trout)
Lineage: Eukaryota; Metazoa; Chordata; Actinopteri; Salmoniformes; Salmonidae
Product: E3 ubiquitin-protein ligase RNF126
Biological process (GO): protein ubiquitination
Cellular component (GO): cytoplasm
Molecular function (GO): ubiquitin protein ligase activity
Source: RefSeq, a predicted model, not a curated record